CACUCCCUGGGCUCCUGCCGGCGCUCGGACUUUGCCCGCGGCCGUCCCUGGGCGGGCGGGCUGAGUCUCCCCGCUGCCUCCGCCCUGCGGCUUCGCCCUGCUCCGAACCGGCCGCGUCCCGCAGCAGGAGCGACCCUCGGGGGGGCCCGGCCUGGCCCCUCCCGGGGCGUUCCGCCUCCGCGUCCGUACCGUGCUAUUGCCUCAUCGCCUAAAAAUACCUUCCGGCUGGUUUGGCAGCGGCGGGAGGCGCGGAGCGUGUGCCCGGCCUGGCUCUCGGGGUGCGGGGGAAGCACCAGAAUGAAAGACAUGGAUAAUAUCAAAACUGUAAAGAAAGAAUGGGUGUGUAAAUCAGGAACUGAUGAUCAGAUUUUGAACGGUACAGAACAAAACUGUGACUACUUUGUAGAUAACCUUUUUGAAGAAGCUCAGAAGGUUGGUGCUAUGUGUGUGCCCCCAACUACAGUCAAGAACCAGGUUGAUGUAAUCAUUAAACUUUGGAAAAAUGGGUUUACGGUAAAUGAUGGCGAACUUCGGAGCUACACUGAUGUUGCAAACCAGCAGUUCUUGGAGUCCAUUAAAAAGGGGGAACUGCCUUUUGAGCUGCAAAAAGUUUUUGAUAAGGAGGAGGUAGAAGUGAAAAUGGAAGAUAAAAAGGAUAAGGUGUAUUUGUCAUCGAAAAAGCCAAUGUUUCAUCCCUUUUCUGGACAUGGUUACAGAUUAGGAAGUGCUACUCCAAAGAUAAUCUCUAAAGUGAGAGACGAUCAUCCAGGACCUCAUGACAAAAGACACCUGCCUUUAGUACCCUUGAAUGAUUUGGAGCCUAUCACCAAUGUCCAGAUCUGGUUAGCUGAUGGGGAAAGGAUAAUUCAGAAAUUCAAUGUUUCUCACAGAAUCAGCCAUGUCAGAGACUUCAUAACAAAGUAUCAAGGAUCUGAGGGAAGUGUUCCCUUCACACUGACCACCUCCCUGCCUUUUCGAGAGCUGCAGGACGAGACACUCACACUUGAGGAAGCAAAGUUGCAAAACGCCGUUGUUGUUCAGAGACUUCGGAAAACAACUGAACCUUUCAGAUUCUUGGUGAUAAAAGCACCUGACAACGACUACAAAAGUGCUGCUACACCUAAUGGACAACUCAAGAAUGAGCAAAAAAAUGCUAUCAAUAGUACACGAUCAAAUUAGCUUUAUAACUGACCAAAAAUUAUCUGCAGGGUGAACUAGGCAAAACCAAAAAUGUAACCAGCAAUAUGUGGAUGCCCUCACAUCCUCAUGCACUGUGCUCUUAGAGAGCAGAAUGGGUGCUGUGCUGUCAUCUGCUAUAAUAGAGGUAUUUUCAGCUACAUUGGGUAGUCAGAGCCUAGCUGUAUAAUGUAGCAGAGCUAACUGUGCAGCGGAUCAUCCUUAGAAUUUCCUUAGGUUAAAAGCUUCUUAGUAUUUAAUAAGUGGGUCUAGGUGGAACAGUUCUCUGAGACUUAACUACUGAUAGCACCUUUUAAGGAAAAAUAGUAUUUAUUUUUGCACUUUGGACUAAAGUGAAACAUUUCACUUAUAUUGUAUUGUAAACUGCUGCAGUUUGCAUUCUUCUCACAGUAACUCUUUGACAACCAGUACUGCAAGCAAGCUCACAUUUGAAUUCUACCUUGAAAAUCUUCAGGAUGUAACUUUUGUCACAAGAUCUGCAGUGUAAUAAUGUUCUGUCAGGUUUCCACAUGGUGGUAGGUGCAUGUGUGAGAAGAUACAAACGAGAUAGUUUGGUGCAUACUGCAUAUGAAGUGCCUCAAAGUAAGCUCUGAAGGAAUUGUUCUUACCAAUGGUUGAAGUGGUUUCUGCUUCUUUUGGGCUGCUACGGGUGUCUUGCAGAUCAGGUGAUGUUAAACUACCUAGCUCAUCAGCUUAGGGACCCACUUGUAGCUUUGUCACACAGAAACUUCAGCUGUUUUGGCUAUCACCAAGUAGGAGUAGUAGUUGAGAGGGACACAGUUGUUUUUGUACUGUUUAUCUGCCUCUGUCCUGAACUGCCCAGCUGAUGGAGACACUAAUUGCAUGUGGUCAAGUUUCAAAGCUGUUGAAAAUCCUUACUUGAAAACUGACAUUUUUCUCUCCACUUUGCCCCAUUUCCAUCCAAAUCUUUUAUUUUGCUGUUCAUGUACUUGAGGAAUAAAGUUUGUAGCCAACUACUCCAUGUUUUGCUAAAAGAGAAAACAACAGAAAGACUUAA
Messenger RNA from Agelaius phoeniceus (red-winged blackbird), 2215 nucleotides. RefSeq names its product UBX domain protein 2A (gene UBXN2A). Gene Ontology annotation, cellular component: nucleus; cytosol. Lineage: Eukaryota; Metazoa; Chordata; Aves; Passeriformes; Icteridae. Gene Ontology annotation, molecular function: ubiquitin binding. Gene Ontology annotation, biological process: proteasome-mediated ubiquitin-dependent protein catabolic process; nuclear membrane reassembly; membrane fusion. The record is from RefSeq and is a predicted model, not a curated record.